Messenger RNA from Hippocampus comes (tiger tail seahorse), 2387 nucleotides. RefSeq names its product basal body-orientation factor 1. NCBI's taxonomy places the organism in Eukaryota, Metazoa, Chordata, Actinopteri, Syngnathiformes, Syngnathidae. The coding region runs from base 728 to 2152 and encodes 474 amino acids. The transcript is spliced from 12 exons. The record is from RefSeq and is a predicted model, not a curated record.
UCCACACACAUUGUCUGCACUUUUCAAUGGAUUUGGUCUGCUAAAGAAAUAAGCUGUGUUGACAAUGUGGCUUGAGGAAAUCAUCUAACCUCACUGGAUUCCCAGAUGCAUCACAAGAAAUUGCUCCUCUAGCAAAUACACACGGGUUUCUGUAUGAAAUGUGGAUGCCUCACAUAGCUUUCCCAGAAUGCCAGUUUUGGCAAGUAAGAAACUACAAAGCUACUGUAAAUAAGCAUAUUUUUCAGCUGUCUGUACUUGACUUGGGUUUGCAAUUACAAGUGUUUCAGUCCUCACGUUUAUUUCUUUUCUUUGCAGUGGACUAACACAAAACAAAACGGCAGAGGAAAAAAAGCCAAAUCUGAUCAGUCCAUACAGAACUCCAAAAAUGUACAGUAUUGGACCAAGUUAUUGGCACCCGAUCAACAUUGGCAUAUUGUGACAAGCGACCACCACUUCUUCAGGAUAGUGUUGCAGAGAAAUGUGAGCCUUCUUCGAGGGACAGCGUCUCCAUGGCGACACCAGUACACAACUGGUCAGAGCAGGUUGCACAGAAUAUGCUGGCACCACCAUUAGCGUACCUGCACUAGUAUUAUCGACCGGUUGGCAUUUUCAGAAAGAAAAAAAAUGCACAGGAAGAAAGUAGUCAAAAUGAAAACGACAAAAAACGGAAAAGGUAAGAAGAGCGGAAAACGGGAGCCUAAAACAGACAAAGACUUGGACCUGGAUAAUGCCAAAACUAAUGUUGCCCGCCGGGAGUGAACUCGUCAGCAAGCUGGCACGCGCGGAGCAGGAAAUCCUUGAAGCCACCGACAAUUGGCUAAAACGGGAGGCCGCAAAAGACGAGGAGAUUAAUGUACUUCAUGACACACUCAAAAGUCAAGAGGCGCUAUCUCUUGAGCAGCAGAACAAACUGGUUGAACAUUACACACUUGAAAUCAGUGAGAUGAAGGUGCUGUUCAGAAAGCGAGCGGGUGAGUUUGAGACGAUACGGGAUGGAAUGAGGACGAUCGAGGAGUUCCAGACAAGAAAAGCUCAGAUGGAGCAGGAGCUCAGCGAUAUGAAAAAAAGCAUGCAGCUCGCCGAGAAGGAGCACAGGGAAAACCGCAACAUGAUGGAGUACAGGUUCUUCAAAGAAAAGGCUCGACUGGAGAAGGAUGCCGAGGAAAUGAUAGCACAGGUGGAGGAGCAAGCCCACCAUGAAGCUGUUUUACAGCUGGAUGACGCCUCGCGCUGCGUCUUCAAGGAGAACGUCCGUCUCAACGAGACACUGAAACACCACAUGAAGGAGGCAGAGGAGCUGCACAAAAUGGCAGACUCAUUGGCGAAGGAAAACACGUCCCUGGCGAUGGACAAGAAGACACUGAACAUACUGGCAAAGAAAAACACAGCUGAGUUGGUGGCCCAAAAAGAAGAGUUGACCCAUUUGAAAGAAAAGUUAGCUUCUCUGGAGCAGACUUUGGAACAUAAAAGAGAUGAACAAGAGCGUUUUGAGGAGAAGAUGCUGCUCAGCCGCCAGGCCGACAAGGCAGAGUUUGAGAAGCUUCAGAGUGUGCUCUCCAUGCGGGAGAAGGAACUAAAGCACAUCAAGAGGCUAGCUGGCGCCGUCAUGGAGCAGCGCUCUGAGCUGGAGCGCUUCUUCCACGAAGCUCUGGCUCAGGUGAAGGACGAAAUAGCGGCCGCUCGGCUUCAGUACAAAAAGGAGGCCCAGCAGGCAUAUCGCUGGACACUCAAACAGGCCACAGCAGGAAGGAUCAAAUUCCCGCCCAUCCGCACCUUCCAGAACACUCCAGAUAGCGCCGACUCGGUCUGCUCUGACAUGGAGAAGGCCACACGGUGGUAUGUCAUCAUCCUAUUGCUUCUGCGUGAUGAUUCUUCAUCAGGCAACUUCACUUCUUUUUUCAGGAUCCAUCAACCGGGGGAUAAAGUGGAAUUUUCAGAUCUCACUUGGGAGCAAAAGGAACACGUUCUCCGUCUCCUGUUUGCUAAAAUGAAUAGACAAAGGCCGAGGAGAGCCAACAAUCCGGUGGUGUCCUCAUCUGACAGUCAUGUUGCUGGAGAGGAGCCCUGCGCCCUGUCAACUUUCAUUACUCAGGCGCCUAACUCCCUUGGACCCACCAACACCAACUGCUUGGAGGAGAGACACACCACAUGAUCUUGACGUGGCCUUCUAGUCCAUCAUUAAGCUUUUGAUUUGUUGUCUCUCACUUGCAGGUCUACCGCAUUGUUAAUGCUAUUGUAAGGCAAGGUUGGUUCUCCCUUGCAAUAUUUUCAUCCCUUAUUAAAUUAAGAGUUGGACACGCCGUGUUAAAUCUUUCAUUUAGCAGGACCGUUUGCUCUGUAUUCUGUGCUUCUGAGUUGGUAACAUGAGUUUGAGGAAAAGCCUUUUU